AUGUACAGAAUCGAUGCUCGAGAGAAGCCAGUGACGAAGGCGCACCACUCGUCGGACUCCGGCGUUUUUGGUCCACGCGCUUUUUUCCGAACGUCUUUUCCGAGCCCGGCAGUUCUGGUGAUCGAUGAUAUAAAGCGGCACGAUGCGGCGACGUACAGAUGUAGAGUGGAUUUUCGGAAGGGUCAGACGCGCAGCUUCCGGUAUAAUUUGACCGUGAUUGUUCCACCAGAGCAACCAACCAUUUUGGAUCGAUGGGGCCGCAUCUUGAACGGCACAGCUGGUCCUUAUGAGGAAGGCGAUACACCCUAUCUCACGUGUCGCGUCACGGGCGGUAAGCCACAACCAAUGGUUAGAUGGCUCAUAAACGGUCGGGUGAAAGAUGAGGAAUACGAAAAUAAUGCUGGAGAUGUAAUCGAAAAUAGAUUAACGCUGCAGCCCAUCAGUCGCUCUGACCUUGGCUCAAAUUUUACCUGCGAAGCGCGCAACACGGACUUGGUGGAUUCAAAAGAGACAUCGAUUUCUCUAGAUCUCAACUUGAAACCUCUGUCGGUGAUCAUAAGAAGACCGGGAAGGAAAGGGAUUGGCAAUGAGUCUCUUCUAGCAGGGAAGCGGUACGACAUGGAGUGCGAGACCACUGGUUCAAGGCCACCCGCGGUGAUAACCUGGUACAAGGGUCGGAGAAGACAGCUGAAGCACACGACGGAGGAAAGAUCCGAGAAUCGAACCGUCAGCACGGUGGAGUUCGAGCCGGGUGUGGAGGAUCAUGGGAAAUCUAUCACCUGCCGAGCAGAGAAUCCAAACGUGACCGGACUCUUCGUCGAGAAGUCCUGGAAGAUCGACGUCGUAUAUCCGCCGAUAGUAUCGUUAAACCUCGGAUCGACCUUAAGCCCAGAGGACAUUAAAGAAGGGGAUGACGUGUACUUUGAGUGCCAUAUUAGAGCCAACCCACCUUGGUCCAAGCUCGUCUGGAUACACGACAAUCAAAUCCUGGCUCAUAACACGUCGGCGAGAAUUAUCUGGUCGAAUCAGAGUCUCGUCUUGCAAAGUGUGACAAGAAGCAGUGCUGGCCGCUAUGUCUGCGCAGCAACGAAUGCUCUAAACGAGACUCGAAGUGAACCACUGCACUUUCGAGUUAAAUUCGCGCCGGUGUGUAAGGAGGACCGAAUUAUAGUGGUCGGCGCGUCGCGGGGCGAGUCGCUCGACAUCGCCUGUAGGGUCGAGGCCGAUCCGCCGGCACACAAUUUCCGGUGGAAAUUCAACAACAGCGGCGAGACUCUGGAGGUAGCACCUGGUAGGUUCUCCAUGGAGAAGUCGAGCGGCAUCAGCGUGCUGAAAUACACACCGACCACCGAGCUGGAUUAUGGUACCCUUUCAUGCUGGGCGGACAAUCUCGUCGGUACCCAGUCGAGACCGUGUCUUUUUCAGCUGGUGGCAGCCGGGAAACCGUUUCCAGUGCGCAACUGUACCCUGGCGAACCAGACAUAUACCAGCGUGGAGGUGAAAUGCGUGCCUGGAUACGACGGUGGGCUGCCGCAAAAAUUCGUUCUGGAAGUUUAUCACGGGGAUGUCGAUUAUCUAGCUAACAGCCAGCCCCUUUACAAUGUUUCCAACCCGGACGAGCCAUCCUUCGCCCUCGCCGGACUGGAGGCCUCGGUGGAAGCUGGGGUUCACGUGGCGGUUUACGCGGUAAACGCCAAAGGUCGAAGUCAACCCGUCAUCCUCAGUGAAGUCACGUAUCGAGAUGCCGAGAAGCGUACCGGUCAGGACGCUGGUAUCGUGUUGUCACCGCUGAUAGGCGUGGUGGUCGGCGCCUUGGUGACUCUAGUGCUCAUCAUCCUGGUAGUGGUGGUCCGAGUACGUCGAGAGCGCGUGGCAAAACCGCGGCACGAGAAACCGGCGGAACUCAGCGAGUUACCGCCCCAACAAUACCCCUUGCAGAAUUCUCAGCAGACCGUGGAGACUGAUCCCGACGUGAUCCCGAACAAGUUCGAGGGUAACCUCGUGGAGGUCAGCCCGCCGAGUUACCCAGGCGGUUAUCCCCCGGGACACUGGGUCACGCCUGGACCUACACCAAGCAUAGACGAGCUUUGCCACAAGUUCACGGGGAGGCCGACGGAGCUGAGGUUACCGUCGAGGAGCACGAUACCAAAUCUGCCGGGGAUGCCGGUGACAGGGGUGAUGAUGGGCGCCGGCCAGGGUGUCGUAAUCGGUGGCGCCGGCCAAGGCGUCGUCGUGGGUGGCGGACAAGGUGUCAUCGUGGCCGGUGAGUGCCUCGACGGCGAGGCGAUCAAACGAAGACUGAUGGCGAACAGGCUGCCGGAGAGCUGCGUCUAG
This is a messenger RNA of Cyphomyrmex costatus, 2334 nucleotides long. Its product is annotated as nephrin. Gene Ontology annotation, molecular function: protein binding. Bases 1 to 2334 code for a protein of 777 amino acids. The transcript has 12 exons. Lineage: Eukaryota; Metazoa; Arthropoda; Insecta; Hymenoptera; Formicidae. The record is from RefSeq and is a predicted model, not a curated record.